Molecule: messenger RNA, 763 nt
Organism: Marchantia polymorpha subsp. ruderalis
Lineage: Eukaryota; Viridiplantae; Streptophyta; Marchantiopsida; Marchantiales; Marchantiaceae
Source: the annotation of a GenBank genome assembly
GCUCGCCUAAUUUCCGUUUGCAAGCGGGGAGGUACAGUCCACGGCGUGCAGUCUGAGUCAUGGCGGGCCGGAAUGGCGAGAAUGACAGCGAUCAGCAGAAGUCGACCGAUCAGCAGAAUUCGACCGACGCCAAGUACCGAGGCAGGGGCUCUGUCACAGUUGCAGUGGUCGACUAUUACGUGAAAGCUGUCGCAAAAGUUGUCACCGGCUGUCAUCGCUGACAGCUUGAGCAGCUAGUAAUCCCUCGCGUGUGUCGACGAAAUGCUAGUUCGGGGAAUCGGUUAGGAGGGAAGCUCGAGGACUCGGCCGGAUGGAGAGGCACCGGUGGCAUAACCAAUACUUCUUGUACAUUGUGUAAUAUAGCCUGUGUGUUGCUGUGGAUCCAGCAGCGACGCGUCCGAGGAUCGACUGCUCCUUCGAAUCUCGGACUUGUAGGCAUGUGUCAAUCUGCUUAUAACGUCGCCGAGAGUUUCUGAUGUCCCACACCUGGGGACUGGGUUAUGGGAGCUGGCGGCGGGAGGGCAGACGAGGGGCGACGCAGUGUAGUUCCUGCGCAACAAGCGAUGGGAGCGUAUCACAUAAAGCCUGGAGGACUUCUACGGAAAUGAGGUAGCAUAUGUGUUUGGCAGUUAGAAGAGGAUAGAAGUACAUGACGCCUGGCGCUGCACAGAGAUUUUGAUGUGUUUGUACAUUAAUACUAUGUAAAUUUCGUUAUAAAGGCCCAUCACAGUGUCUAUGAAAUGACAGUGUGGAUUGCAAGUAC